Molecule: messenger RNA, 3781 nt
Organism: Pomacea canaliculata
Lineage: Eukaryota; Metazoa; Mollusca; Gastropoda; Architaenioglossa; Ampullariidae
Exons: 3
Coding region: 39-1013 (324 amino acids)
Source: RefSeq, a predicted model, not a curated record
ACGUUGUCAGUACGUGGAGGGGGAGUCGUGCAGCGUGCAUGUUGCUGUAUCACCUGUUGCUGCAGACAGUAAAGACACAACAGUCAGCAGGUGUGUCACCCGGUCAGCCUCACCUCCUGCAGUAUGAGCUUAAGGACGGUAAAGACGUGGCGAAGGCCGUCAACGACUUGUCACAGGCAGCGAGCGGAGGGUCGUUGUACAUCAUCGCUGAUGAAGUAGGGAGUGAGUUCAGUCGUGUCUACAGAAUCAAGAACUUUCAGACUUUGUGUGACAAGCUGCUGACACAAGUUCCUCGUCUCCAUCUGUGGGCGGCAAGUUGUUACCAUGGAUACACACCCGCCGGCUGGCAAGUGGAAUAUUUAACCAGACCCCUCCGCUCUCCUCCGUCCGUCGUCAGGGAAGUCGCGCGGGACGAGAAGAUCACUAAACACCGUUAUGUCAAACCGUACAGUGAGCGAGGUGUGCCCGACCACACAGACGGCCCGCCAGUCAUGCGACUGUAUCACCGAGGUCAGGGUCACUCAGGUGACUGGUCAGAUGACUGUGUCACGUGCGGUCGUGAGGUGGCCAGCUUCCUACACAGUCUCCGUGUUGGUGUUACAGAGAGCAGCACAACAACAUCUACAACAUUGACCUCUACCAGCGGCGGCACAACACCACGCUGUCUACAGUGGAGAGACGUGCUGGUGUUGGACUGGCGUGACGUUAGUGAUCAGUCGAGUAUGGUGACAGGACUGCAAGAAGCGGGUAUCCCAGUGCGGGUGAUGACGGAUGAUGACAUCGAGGACGUGGCCACGGCCCGCAGUGACGUGGUGUGGGUGACGAGUGGACAUCGUGUUCGUGGUCUGGAGAGAAAAGUCGUCGUCUGUCUGGAGGACCCUGGUUACGAUUUACUUAGAUCUCAGUUGUCACUAGUAUACAACUCUACCUCUCCCCGACUUGACCUCAUGUCCCGCUGUACGUCACAACUUGUGAUUGUCUCCCCUGACGACUGGCCGCUUGAAGGUCACUGACACUGACACUGACACACCUGUCACCUCCUGUUGUCGUGUGUCACUCUCUUACAUCAACAAUUGUCUUUUAGUGUUUGUCUUCUUCUACUCUCAGUCUAUCACGAAGUCAUCACCUUAUGAUGUCAUAGACAUGCCGUCAUUACAAUUUUUUACAUCGGUCCGUGUCUCUGUUUACACACCAACAAGUGUCAACAAGUUUGUCUGUUACAGAGGUGUGUGUUUUAAUGUGUCAUUAUAUUCGUGAGUGUGCCAGUCUACCAGCGUGAUAUCUGUGUCAAUGUGUCAGUAUACCAGUGUGAUAUCUGUGUCAUUGUGUCAGUCUACCAGUGUAAUAUCUGUGUCAAUGUGUCUAUAUGUUGUACACGUGCUGUCAAAGGGCCUCAGCAGACUGUCAUGUCAGUGCCGUGCACUAAAGUGUUUAGUCUGAUAUUGUUUACUGCCAGUGGUAAACAAAGGGGACAGAACUCUGAGACUAAAUACAGACACGAGUGGUCCAUCAAAACCCAGUUCAUUGAGUUAAGAGAUUCAUUGAUGUAAACACAACAAACACUAGCGGCUCACUUAUACAACACAUGUUACAAGUUUAACUGUUUGACACAAACACAUUCACACGAUGUACACAUGUUGUUUCACAUCCUUUAUAAAUGUCGCGCACACGUUUCACAAUGAGUGUUUCAGUAAAGAUUUUUGUUGUUAGUUUAAAACAGGUACAAACAGUUGUUAAGUGGUUAAAAUAAAUUUAACAGUCAUGUCAUCGACAGGCACCACGUGCGCACUGUUACAACAGUCAAACACCAGGCUGACAAUAUAAACAUACACCACACAGCAAAUAAACAAUAAAUACCAAUGACAGGAUACAAUACCUACACCACGAUCACAUGACACUGUUACAGUUUACAACAUCUUGUCACAACACACACUAUACCCUGACCGUGACAUGUCAUGACACGAAGUCUCACAAUCAGCCAUUUCUGACGUCAUGUCAGCCCUCAGUGACGUCAUGUGGAUGGAGGAUGAAGGAGGACAGCGACUGUCGUGUGUCAGGAAAGCGAUGAUGAGGGCGAAGAUAAAAUGCGUGUGUACCUCUGUGUGUCGAUGAUCUGUUGGACUAAAGAAAACCUUUUCGCGAUCUGUUUUGAUGGAGUCAACACAUGUGUAACUUGGGACUAGACAUGUCACUUGUGUGUUGGACUGCAGCUGUCCUGUGUCUUGGGGUCACGUGGCUAGAGCGGUAAACUACGCUCUGUGCUGGUUGUUCUUGUGUUGAUGUUUUUUAAUAAAAGGUCUCAAAAAAAAAAAAGAUGAACAAAAUCUCGAAAGCAGCACUAGCGAACGUACGCUGAGCAUAUCGCAGAAAACUACAGAAUCCCAAGGAAUAGAGUGGCGACAGUGAGAGAAGGCAGCCAAUAAAAUGUAAAAGUAAAGUAGACCUCAUCCAGCAAACAAAGUCACGUGUUUGUUGUCGACAGUUCACAUCACAAGAAGUGAGAUGACAGACCGAGUACAAAACCUAAAGAAAGAGGCGAUGCUACCGAUGUAGAUAACAUCGCUCACUCAGGAAGCAGGCAACAGAAGGUCAUCGCUAACGAGCUGUGUCUUUCAUCUACAAAGAAAAGCUGACAACAACGAUGUGAAAAGAACGGUAGUCAACCUUUAACUAACAGUAAAAUAACAAAGCGAUAACCAAACAAAUAACAAACAACUUACCCAGGGUGCCUUACAACGAUCAGAAGGAAGAGAGUUGUGGAGGUCAGUGAGACACACCUGUAGGCUACCUGGUGAUAAAACAUGGCGACCCUUCACACUCUUGUGUAUGACAUCUUUGGUAUGUAAGUAUUCCCGAGCAUGCACUCCACCCCGCAAUGUAUAUGUGACCACUGACUGUAUUAUGUAUAUACUAUCACAAUGUCUAUACACAAGAUAUAUGUGACCACUAGCUCUAUACUUUGUUGCUGAUUGUCUGACAUGACUUUUGUCACUCUUUAGACACAAUGGUCCAUACUGGCCCACAAUGGUGUACAAUAGUCCACACUGGUGCCCAAUGCUAAAACAACUACACCUGUCAGUGAAGGAAACAUAAAAUCAAGUUCAGUCCAAAGUCCAAAGAUGGAAGAAGAGGAGACAGAAGCCGUUAGUGGAGGAAGAUGUCUGUUGUAGGAAGUGACGCAGCACAAGAACUGGAGAAACAUCCUAAACAGAUGCAAACGGUGCAACAAACAUCACAGAUGAGUAGGAGUACCUCCAUUAAAACUCACAACCACGAAGUUUAUAAACGUCUCUUGCUGUCUCGCGUCUGUUUCCCUGACAUCAACACUUAUCUUCAGUGUUUCUUCUCUGUUAAUCUCAAUCUAUCACUUCAUCACCUCAUAAUGUCAUCCACAGCAUAACAUCCUGUCUCUGUUUACACAACAACUAGUGUCAACUACAAUAUCAAACCAUCUUUACACAACAACAGAGUUCGUGUUAUUGGCUGCAGUUGGUGACAUCACACUAACACUCAGUCUUAUCGACGGAAAUGAAAUGUAUCUUUGUACCUUAUUUUUAUUUUCAUUUGGAUGCAACAUCAGUUGUGUGUGUAAUGCCUUUACCUUGUUUGUGUCAAUGGCGGGUGUUCCAUCAAUCAUUUCAUGCUGACGUAAUUUUGUUAGCGAGUAAGUCAAGUGUUAUAUUAUGAGUGUUGUAUGACAUCUCCAACAUUUUUAUAGCAUUGCAUUUUUCAGUUCUUCAUGGUAAGAAAAUAAAAUAUUCCACUUUCACACGAAAGAAUA